CCUUCUUCACCCUCUGGACUCCUUCCCACAACCUGGGGCUGACGUCCAACACAACCUCCACAUCACUAUAUGCCUAUGUGCGCUGCGAAUUAACAAGUCGCGGAGGCUUCUGUCAUCAGGCAGGCAUAGGCGGCAUGUUCAAAUUCCCCAAGUCAGACGGGUAUCAGCCGCUCCCGGAGAACGUCACGCAGGAUGAGCUAGACAGGCGGGCGCGCGAGGACGCUGACAGGCAUCGCAAGUUCCUCCGGCUCACUUUUGGAGCGUGCAUACUCUUCGCGCUGGGAGCGACGCUUGGCUACGCGAUUUCGAGGUCGGGCAAGUCCGAGCAACACUGCGAGACCUGGCAGGAUGGCUACACAUGCGCGCCCGAGAUCUCGAGGCUUUGGGGCCAGUACUCGCCCUUCUGGCCCGUCGAGUCUGAGAUCUCGCCCGACGUGCCUGUCGGCUGCGAGGUGACGUUCGCGCAGGUGCUCUCACGGCACGGGGCAAGGGAUCCGACGCUCAGCAGGUCCGUCGCGUACGGUGCCCUCAUCACGCGGAUCCACAACCAAGUGUCCGAGUACGGCGCCAACGUGACGUUUCUGCGCGACUACAAGUACAAGCUCGGCGCGGACGAGCUGUCGACGUUUGGGGAGGAACAGCUGGUCAACUCUGGCACGAGAUUCUACCACCGUUAUCGGGACCUCGCGCGCAAGUCGACCCCGUUCGUCAGGAGCGCAGACCAGCACCGUGUCGUUGAGUCGGCGCGAUUCUGGGCCAAGGGAUUCCACCAGUCGCGCAAGCAAGACAAGCAAGCGGACUCGGAUAAUUACCCUUACAACAUCCUCGAGAUCCCAGAGUACCGGCCGCACAACAACACCCUGAGCCCUGAUACAUGCCCAGCCUUCGAGCUGGGCUCGGAUCUCGGCCACAAGGCGCAAGAGGUGUUCGCGGGCGUCUUUGCUACCCCUAUCACGGCGAGGCUCAACGACAACCUCCCGGGGGCGAACCUCUCGGCCGCAGACACGAUCUCUCUGAUGGACCUGUGCCCCUAUGAAACCGUGGCCGAUCGCUACGGCCGACCCUCGCGGAUCUGCGACAUCUUCUCGCCCCAGGAGUGGGCCGACUACGACUACUUCCAGUCCCUGGGCAAAUGGUACGGCUACUCGAGCGGCAAUCCUCUGGGGCCGACUCAAGGCGUGGGUUUUGCCAACGAGCUGAUUGCGCGGCUCACACGCCAACCCGUGGACGACCACACGACCACAAACUCGACGCUUGACUCGUCACCAGAGACGUUUCCCCUUGACCAAAGCCUGUAUGCCGACUUCAGCCACGACAACGACAUGGCGGCCAUGUUUGGCGCGCUGGGGCUGUACAAUGCCACCGCGCCGCUGGACAAGUACACUCGCCAGGACCCGCGCGAGACGACAAAGGGCUUCGCGGCGAGCUGGACGGUGCCGUUUGGUGCGAGGAUGUAUGUUGAGAAGAUGACGUGUCGCGCGGAUGGCGACGCUGCUUCCUCGGCGCAGGCCCGGGCGGAAGAGGAGGCAAAUGAGUUGGUCAGGAUCCUCGUCAACGACCGCGUGAUACCGCUGCAGAAUUGUGGUGCGGACGAACUUGGGCGGUGCGAGCUCGAUAGAUUCGUGGAGAGCCUGAGCUUCGCCAGGAGUGGCGGGCACUGGGACAAGUGUUAUCUAUGAGUGGCACGAGCUUGGGCAUGCGUUCGUGAUAGUGCUGUGUACAAAUUCACAAUCCUGAAGAAGGUGCACUUCGUGACUUCGACCGCUUUGGGGGAUGGAACCGGGGCUUAGGCGACUGUCGAGUUGGACAAGUGAAAUGCUGGGUGGAUUCGCUUGAGGGGAGCGAACACAUUCCCCAUACCAGAAAAAGAAUGCAAUGUCUGAGCUGGAUGCGUGAGCUUUGGCUUCGUGCCCUUUUCCAAAGACCAUGUUCAGGCCCUCCACAAUCAACUACCGCUGCUGCAUCGAGCUGAGGCAAUCCGCCAGGUCGGGAGGGGAACCCUGGCUGGCGCGCAGAGUACAGAGUACGGGAAGCGUUAAACUAGUCACUAUAGCUCCACUGAUUCAAGUAAACACAAGUAUUAUUA
Microdochium trichocladiopsis is the source of this 2086-nucleotide messenger RNA. Its product is annotated as histidine phosphatase superfamily. The coding region runs from base 135 to 1679 and encodes 514 amino acids. The record is from RefSeq and is a predicted model, not a curated record. The transcript has 2 exons. Gene Ontology annotation, molecular function: acid phosphatase activity. NCBI's taxonomy places the organism in Eukaryota, Fungi, Ascomycota, Sordariomycetes, Xylariales, Microdochiaceae.